AUGGGUGGUGGCGGGAUGAAACCAAUAGACAGCGUUGGAGUUGCGAUGCUUAGAAAAGACCUACAAAAGAAUCUACAAAAAUCUAAUCAGCCGACAAGGAGAGCCAAUCCAAUGGCUGCGAGGAGGCCACUAGCCCCCGUUCAGCCGCGUCCAUCUGUUGCACGCCCAAUCGAUACAUGUACGAAAGAUUGGUGGAGAGGUCAACAGGUCGAUAGAUUCCCUCAAUUAAUAUGUAAAAUUCUGAUCUAUACCCCAGAGUUGGACGAUCGAAUCGACGAGUUUGCGGAGAUGGUGCGAGUGCAUUACCAAUUAGAAGAGAUAGGAGACCCUGCCUCUACUAGCGAU
This is a messenger RNA of Acaulospora colombiana, 345 nucleotides long. Lineage: Eukaryota; Fungi; Glomeromycota; Glomeromycetes; Diversisporales; Acaulosporaceae. The record is from the annotation of a GenBank genome assembly.